UCAUGCAAACCCUCAAAACAACCAUUCUUUCUACUCUAAUCAUCACCUCUUUUCACUUCCAUCAAUGCCCUUCGUCCCUACUCUCUCAACCCCUCAAACCGCCGGAUUUCUCCACUCCCAACAUGGUCCCCUCCUUUCCUGUUCAGUCCGGCCCACAGAAGACCUGCCGCCUCGAUUUAUCCUCUGAGCUCUUCGGUGGUGUCAACGCAGCUUGUGGCCGUAACCUCGAUCGGAGUCGUUGCUGUCCAGUUCUCGCAGCUUGGCUCUUCGCUGCGCACGCUCGUUCCGCGCUCCAGCUAAAUGCUUCCUCCACACCCACCACCGGAUUGUUGCCGGUGAUGCCUGAUGAUUCUCAGAGAUGCGUCACUUCGUUACAAACCUCAUUGCAGAAACGGAACAUACAUAUUCCUCAGCCCAACGCAUCGUGCGACGCCGUGUUGUGCUUCUGCGGCAUCCGUCUCCACCAGAUCGGUUCUCUUAGCUGUCCCGCCGCGUUCAAUCUCACGGCGUCGUCAAGGAAUGCGACACCAACAGCCGUCGUCAAAAACCUAGAAAAGAGUUGCCGGAAUUCGUCUUACGCCGGCUGCACAAAAUGCCUCGGAGCUUUGCAAAAGUUAAAGGCGGAGGGAAGCAAAAAUGGAACAAGAAAAGGUGACCGGAGGAGCGAGAUGAUGAGUCGGGACUGCCAGCUGAUGGGCCUGACAUGGCUGCUGGCAAGGAACAAGACAGCGUACAUACCGACGGUUUCCGCUGUAUUGCGCGCCAUCAUGUACAGUGCGCACCCAGCUCACGAGUCAAAGUGCAGCCCCGACCAGGAGAACAUGCCGCUGGCCGUCAAUUCCUUACAGUUUGACAAAUCGGAGUCGUCGUCGUCGUCGUCACCGUCGUCUUCCUCCGCCGCCUGGUCAUCAUCUUGGUCACGUGCGUUUGGGAUUGUAACGACGAUAUCAGGGGGGCUGCUGGUUUUUGUGUAAUUUCUUGUUUUACUGUGGAAGUGGAAUGCAUGCUAUACGGCUUUUGUGGAUGAAGGAGUAGGUGACGUCAUGGUAGCAUUGUUGUUGGUGGAAGGGUAUUUUUGUAAUUAUCUUAUCUUUGGAUUCUAGAAUAUUGCAUUUUUUU
This is a messenger RNA of Cynara cardunculus var. scolymus (artichoke), 1119 nucleotides long. RefSeq lists its product as uncharacterized. NCBI's taxonomy places the organism in Eukaryota, Viridiplantae, Streptophyta, Magnoliopsida, Asterales, Asteraceae. The coding region runs from base 3 to 974 and encodes 323 amino acids. The transcript has 2 exons. The record is from RefSeq and is a predicted model, not a curated record.